AUGGAUGUCAAGGUCAUCGUCAUGCUGGCCCUCGUGCUGGCUGCGCUUUGCCUCAGAGAUGGAAAGCCUGUCAGCCUGAGCUACGGAUGUCCAUGCCAAUUUUUUGAAAGCCAAGUUGCCAGAGUCCAUGUCAAGUGCCUCAAAAUCCUCAACACCCCAAACCACGCCCUUCAGAUUGUGGCAAGACUGAAGAACAACAACAGACAAGUGUGCAUUGACUUGGAAUUCAAGUGA
Molecule: messenger RNA, 234 nt
Organism: Carlito syrichta (Philippine tarsier)
Lineage: Eukaryota; Metazoa; Chordata; Mammalia; Primates; Tarsiidae
Product: stromal cell-derived factor 1-like
Exons: 1
Coding region: 1-234 (77 amino acids)
Biological process (GO): positive regulation of cell migration; axon guidance; induction of positive chemotaxis
Cellular component (GO): external side of plasma membrane
Molecular function (GO): CXCR chemokine receptor binding; chemokine activity
Source: RefSeq, a predicted model, not a curated record